GAGCUUCACGGUGAGGUUUUGAGGCUGCCCCCUCUUCGGUCCGGAAACUGGAAAGUUUUAGUUUUACUGCUGAUUGUGUAAAUUGCAAUGUGAUGUCAUCCCUUCUCCCGAUCACCAGCAGCUUACUGGGAGCAUCCAGGCGGCUUAUGUGGAGAAGUACUCCUGGUCUCUCUCCGCUGCUCAGACUGACCCCGCCUGCACCCUCAUGGGUUGUGGCUUUUGGUAAGAAGGACCUGCCUGAUCUCCCAGUCCUGUUGGAGGAAGAGCUGGAAGAACAGUUUGUGAGGGGAUCCGGGCCAGGAGGACAAGCUACUAACAAAACCAGCAACUGUGUAGUGCUCAAACACAUCCCCACCGGGAUUGUAGUGAAGUGUCAUCAGACCAGAUCUGUGGAUAUAAACCGAAAGCGUGCCCGGGAUAUAAUGAGGGAGAAACUUGAUGUGGCGUAUAAGGGUGAACUCAGUGAGUUGGUGGUGAAGAAGAAAGAAUCUGUGUUGAGGAAACAAGAAAAACGGAAGAGAGUGAAUGAGAAUUUGGAGAGGAAAAGACUGUUUAAUGAAGCCUUGGCUGUAGACAAUAAACCUGGAGAUGACACCGCUUAAAA
Gambusia affinis (western mosquitofish) is the source of this 604-nucleotide messenger RNA. It is a transcript of the gene mtrfr, whose product is annotated as mitochondrial translation release factor in rescue. NCBI's taxonomy places the organism in Eukaryota, Metazoa, Chordata, Actinopteri, Cyprinodontiformes, Poeciliidae. Gene Ontology annotation, cellular component: mitochondrion. The transcript is spliced from 2 exons. The record is from RefSeq and is a predicted model, not a curated record. Bases 93 to 602 code for a protein of 169 amino acids. Gene Ontology annotation, molecular function: translation release factor activity. Gene Ontology annotation, biological process: translational termination.